Molecule: messenger RNA, 1707 nt
Organism: Lolium rigidum
Lineage: Eukaryota; Viridiplantae; Streptophyta; Magnoliopsida; Poales; Poaceae
Product: type IV inositol polyphosphate 5-phosphatase 9-like
Exons: 6
Coding region: 125-1540 (471 amino acids)
Biological process (GO): phosphatidylinositol dephosphorylation
Molecular function (GO): inositol-polyphosphate 5-phosphatase activity; phosphatidylinositol-4,5-bisphosphate 5-phosphatase activity; phosphatidylinositol-3,4,5-trisphosphate 5-phosphatase activity
Source: RefSeq, a predicted model, not a curated record
CGGCCUAUUUAAGCCCGCUUUCUCUACCCCGUCCAACGUUUCCGGCCCUAGCCUCCUCCAUCACAAACACUUUACAACCAGGAGCUAGCUAGCUAGCCAAUCUACGGUGGCGGAAGCUCUCACCAUGCUGGAGAAUCAGAACCAAGCCGAGGUCCUUUGGCCGAGGCUGGUAGCGAACAAGCUCUUCAGAAAGCCCUCCGGCAGCCACGCCUUCGUCGCCGACUUCCCGGCGGUCGCCGGCGCCGCGGAGGAGUUCGAUGGAUGCAGCCCCGACGCCGGCGCCGACGCCCACCGAGGAAUCAAGCGGCCGCGGCCGCAGCAGCGGAACAAGACGCUCAAGUACAGGCUGUUCGCGAGCACGUGGAACGUCGGCGGCGUUGCGCCACCGGACGACCUCGACCUGUCGGACUGGCUCGACACCAGGAACGGCACCUACGACAUCUACGUCCUCGGAUUCCAGGAGGUGGUGCCGCUGAGAGCGCGGAACGUGCUGGGCGCGGACAAGAACCGCAUCGGCAUGCGCUGGAACGAGCUCGUACGGGCCGCGCUGAACCGGUCGUCGCCGUCGCCGUCUCCGGGCGCCCACUCCGCCGGAGGAGGAGGGGAGAAGCAGAAGGUGCACCCGGUCCGGGACGGCGCCUCCGGCGACCUGGGGGCGCGGGACUUCCGGUGCGUGGUGAGCAAGCAGAUGGUGGGCAUCCUGCUCACCGUGUGGGUCCGCGGCGACCUCCGCCGCCUCGUGCGCCGCCCCAGCGUCUCCUGCGUCGGCUGCGGCGUCAUGGGAUGCCUCGGCAACAAGGGCGCCGUGUCCGUCAGGUUCUGGCUGCGGGACACCAGCUUCUGCUUCGUGUGCUGCCACCUGGCCUCCGGCGGCAGGGAGGGCGACGAGGCGCACCGCAACGCCGACGCCACCGAGAUCCUCUCGCGGACCAGCUUCCCGCGCCGCCACCCCUCCUCCUCUCCAUCGUCGUCGCUCGCCUCGCCCCAGAAGAUCCUAGAUCACGACCGGGUGAUCCUGCUUGGGGACCUCAACUACAGGAUCUCGCUGCCGGAGGCCAAGACGAGGUUGCUGGUGGAGAGGCAGGACUGGAAGUCACUGCUAGAAAACGACCAGCUGCGAGGAGAGGUAUCAUCCGAAGGUGGAGCGUUCAACGGGUGGAACGAGGGGGCGAUCACAUUCUCGCCGACGUACAAGUACCACCGGGACUCCGACGCCUACUACGGCUGCGCCGACAAGGCCAGUAAGAAGGGAGAGCAGAAGCUCAAGCGCCGCGCGCCGGCGUGGUGCGACCGCGUCCUGUGGCGCGGCGCGGGGCUGAGGCAGACCCGGUACGACCGGUGCGAGUCGCGGCUGUCGGACCACCGCCCCGUGCGAGCCGUCUUCGCCGUCGAGGUGGACGCGCCAUGGAACCUCAACUCCCUCCGGAGCUUCUUCCUGUCCGAGCGGUUCGACAGGGCCAGGAGCCCCGCCGAUGGCCUUCUCGUGCUCCGAGAGGACGACCACACGACGAGCAGCGCAAGAUUCGCCGAGGACGUAUGACGCAGACAUGGAUAUAUGCUGUCCAGGCCGCGAUCAAAGACAGAUAUGUCUCCAAACUGUACACAGACAAAAGAGAGAGUACUUAACACUGUUAUAGAUGAGUUCGAUCGAUCGGUCUGUUUUUCAGAGUUGUUCAUACGUGUCUACAGUAGUAGUAUAAGCAAGGA